AUGAUUGCUGAGGCGACCUGGAAAAAGAUAUCGUUCGCUCUGGUCCAGGAGCCCUACAUAGGUCGUAUUGGGGAGAUGAAGUACUACCCGGGGACACGAAUAAUACAAUGUCACAGAGAACCCAAUACCGAAAAGGUGAUCAAGGCAGCCAUUGUAUUGUUCGACGACGCCAUUAACAUAACCCAGUGUCCCGGUCUUACAACGAAAAACAUAGCAGUCGCCAAGCUGAGGACAGGGACCUGGGAGAUGGGAGUGGUGUCUGUCUACCUGGAGUGCGACAAGCCAAUAGACCAAUACCUGGACACGAUUGAGAAGGCCGUGGAGGCUCUGGGGACUUUGAACGUGAUAUUAGGUGGAGAUGUAAACUCAUGGAAUAGCUGGUGGGGAAGCCGGGAAACGGAUAGUAGAGGAAUGGAGGUGGCUGCCAAGCUCGACGAACUGGGGCUGCAUAUACUCAACAGGGGAACUGAUCCCACUUUUGAUACCAUCAGGGGUGGGAAAAGAUUCUCCAGUUGUGUUGACAUAACUACCUGUUCGACGAGCCUACUUGGGAGGGUAGAAAACUGGAGACUAUCUGAAGAUAUAACCAGUUCGGAUCACAGGGCAAUCUUAUUUGACAUAAACUUAGAAAAAUCAGUAGGUACAGAUGUAAACAGAACAACUAGAAAAUAUAACACAAAGAAGGCAAACUGGAGCGAGUUUCGUGAGAAACUCCUCCAGCUUUGGAGCAGUAAAUUAAUAAACAAAAUAGAAAUAGAUAAAAUAGACACCAGAGAAGAACUUGAAAUAAAAAUAGAAGAAGUCACAGUAACAAUAAUAGAGACAUGUGAAAAAUACAUACCCAAAUUAAAAAACAAACAACGUAUGGGAUUGCCCUGGUGGACUGAAGAACUAACGCAACACAAGAAGAAAGUCUCCAGACUAAAACGUCGAAUAUCAUACGCAGCUCCAAUUCGUCGAGAGUGGGUUGUGGAGCAGUACCUCAACGCAAAAGAAGAGUACCAGCGGGAAGUCAAAAGGGCACAAACUUCCAGCUGGAAGGACUUCUGUAGUAGACAGGAGCGAGAGUCAAUGUGGGACGGAAUUUAUAGAGUAAUAGGCCGUACAAAACAAAGGCAGGAAGAUCUUCCCCUUGCCCUAAACGGAAAAACAAUGGGAAACGAAGAGUCAGCAAAGAUUCUGGCUGAGACUUUCUAUCCGGAAGAUAACACUAAGGAUGAUAAUGCAGAACACAGACAGACAAGAGAGUUAGCGAGAGUAGUAAAUGAAGGGUCACAUGAUGAUUCAUGUGACCCACCUUUUACGAUGGAAGAGCUAGAGUGGUCUGUGUCUAGUUUCAACCCCAAAAAGGCACCAGGAUACGAUGGUCUCACGGCUGACAUCUGUGAAGUAGCAAUUACUCUGGAUCCAACAAUGUUUUUGGCGCUGGCCAAUAAGUGUCUCAGUCUGGCAUACUUCCCCAAAAAAUGGAAAGAGGCAGUAGUAGUGGUGCUGCGGAAGCCGGGGAAAGUAGACUACACACAUCCCAAGUCUUAUAGACCGAUUGGACUGCUUCCUGUCCUGGGAAAAUUUUUGAAAAGAUGCUAG
Molecule: messenger RNA, 1587 nt
Organism: Parnassius mnemosyne (clouded apollo)
Lineage: Eukaryota; Metazoa; Arthropoda; Insecta; Lepidoptera; Papilionidae
Source: the annotation of a GenBank genome assembly